AUGGCAGACAUCUUACCCCAAAAGGAGCAGUGUCCCUACUGUAAGAAACAAUUUAUACGGUUAAAGGCUCAUUUACCUUACUGUAAGAAGGAAAGAGCCAUUCUUCCUUAUAAUUCAGACAUUACUCAUUCCAAGGCAGUUUUGUUCCAAGCCCCUAAAUCAAAGGAGCUACUGACAAAAAGUGUUGGUGAAGAGGCAUGUAAAAAAAGUCAAAGUAAAAGAAGAAACACUAACCUUCCAAAGGGUAGACUACAUGGUGUUGACUUAGAAAUGAGAACUGCUGUGCAGAUGAGUGAAGAUAUAAAGAAGCAAAUGAAAAUUAUCCCUCAAAUGACACUGAAUCCUAUUAGACCAAAAAGGGUUGUGUUUCUGGCUGAGAAUGGGCAUAUGCUCUCUGCAGCAAAAAAAUAUUCCAAAGCAAAAUUCACAAAAUAUUUACCUAAAUCAGGGGAAAAAAAGAGCAAAAAUCCUUCAGAAAUGUUGCGGGGGAGCCCUUGCAAACAGCCUUCUACCAGUGAAGAUAAAAAACAUUUUUCAAGCUUGCUAAAUGAUUUCAGAAUUGAGCAGUCAGGACAGAAAUUGCCGACUGAAACAGUGGACUUGCCUUUCAGUAUUUGUGAAAGUUUUCCAAGUCUCGAUAGGAGGCAGAAUCCAUAUGCAACGUUACAAAGCAAUGAGAAAGUCCCUAAAGCUAAGGACCGCAUUUCAGAAGCUUUACACACUGUCAAUAACUCUGAGACCCAGAGAAAAAUCACAGGAUCAUUCUUCUCAGCCAAUUAUGGAAACUCUUCAUUGUACAAGACACUUCAACCCGGAGGAAUGGAGAACCAGCACAUCAAACACAGAGCAAAGAAAAAAGAGUUUCACUUUGGGUUAGAGGCAGCUGGAAAGGGUAGUUGCAAUAAAGGAUUUGAAGGCAAUAAAUCACCUGAGGUAGAAAUAUCAAAAUCUGAUUACAUGAGAGAUGGCCCCAGGAAACAAAUUAAUAAUGAUUUAGCUGCAGAAAAGACAUCUCACUGUGACAAUCCUGAUUCACCUUUGUCCCCCUCAGGGAAGCUAGCUUAUGACGAGGCUCUUUCUUUGGCAGAUUUAGGUAACCAAAGCCUCUCUACUUUGGUUUUAAAAUAUCUACAAGAAGAGGAAGAUGAGUACAAGGCUUCAGUCACUCCAGCUGAUCCAGUAGAUAAUAAGAAACCAGUAUCUUCCGAGCCUGACCCUGAACCCAAGACUUGGACAACAUACACUGAAUGUCAUCAGCAGCCUUUAAACCCAGCCUGCCAUUGUGCUCCUAAAAACUUGACCAGUGGUCAUGUUGAAGCUACUGGCAGCAAAAGUCUACCUUCGUCUUUGGGGUUAAAGUGGUUUCCAGAAUUCUAUCCUGUGUAUCUACAUCUGGGAGUGUUACCAGGGAGACCUCAGAAGGGGGAUAUUGAGGUCCAGAAACCUCACCACAACUUCCCAGAGGAAGAAAGAUUCACAAAAGCUCCUCUUUUGGAAAGAAGUGUGAUGGAUGUGAACACUGGAAAGCCUCCAUCUUGGUUUACAAUCUCCAAUUUCUCUUUAAUGGGACUGCUGGGAAAAGUAAAAAAAGCCUGGAUUAAAUACCCAAAAUAUAUCAGCUUGAAGAAGGGUAGCGUCGGUGGCAUCACCAUGCUCUUUGCUGGAUACUGGGUCCUUUGCUACAGCUGGAGUUUCAAGCACCUGAAGUUGCAACGUUGGCGCAGGCACCACUGAUCUGGAUACCACGUAUCAUGUCAAGAGUUCUUCUAAUAGACUGGAAGAGAUACAGUGAGAACCACUGCAAUUUAUGUAGAAGCUUAAAAUU
Messenger RNA from Trichosurus vulpecula (common brushtail), 1825 nucleotides. RefSeq lists its product as uncharacterized. The record is from RefSeq and is a predicted model, not a curated record. The transcript has a single exon. Bases 1 to 1734 code for a protein of 577 amino acids. NCBI's taxonomy places the organism in Eukaryota, Metazoa, Chordata, Mammalia, Diprotodontia, Phalangeridae.